Messenger RNA from Akanthomyces muscarius, 354 nucleotides. RefSeq lists its product as uncharacterized. NCBI's taxonomy places the organism in Eukaryota, Fungi, Ascomycota, Sordariomycetes, Hypocreales, Cordycipitaceae. The record is from RefSeq and is a predicted model, not a curated record. The transcript is spliced from 6 exons. Bases 1 to 354 code for a protein of 117 amino acids.
AUGCCCACUAAAGCUCCCCUGUGCGCCCUCAACUGGGUAGACCAGCGAGCUCAAGCUACUGGCGCGGACCAAGUACAGGUACCUAGACCUGACCGGCCCUCUCACUCGCCCAGCGCCGCAGCGAGCCCGGAAGCACACAGUCUGUCUGUCUUGAGCAUGCCUCAAAAGUUGCCCAGGUUCGAGAUGCCUGCCACAUCAAACCUCAGCGGAGCGCAACAUCGACCCUCCCAGUCGUCCAUGUGCAGUGCGGUCGGCAGCACGGGCGCUCGGUUACUACCCAUCAAGAGUCUUGUCGUCCGCCGCGUUGCAUCCGUUGUCGAAUCGGCCGGAGCCGGCGAGUGCAAGAGUUCUUAG